AUGAUCGGCAACUACGGCAGUCCACAUCGCAGUGGUCAAACAGUGCGCUUCCAGACGGAUGGUCAGUCUGAUAUCUCGCCGAGUGUGGUAGAGGCUGGAUCUCAUGCAAGCGCGUCAACUGAUUCAUCCACUCCCUCUGGAGGAUCACUGUUGCAGCUGGGCUCCGACAAUGCCGCUGGCCAUUCCAUGACUGUACCUCGAGGACAAGUCAACAACCAGAUUUUACAAGCCAAGCAGCAGCUUCCGACAACCCCUCAGCGAGCUCAUCAUAUGUCAGCCAACAGAAACGGCAUGCCCUCCCUUAUCUCCCAGACUCUCGCUUCUCCGCAGGCUAUUCAGCAGUAUGGUGGUUCUGCUCAAAAGACGCAGUCCAGCAGAGCCGACCACCUCAACAACCCCAAUACACAACGUCGCAGCACCCAUACUAGCCAGAUGUCUGACAACUGGCGUACUUCUGGUCGUCUGUCAUUCAACUCAAGCCGUCGCUCAUCUCCCAUAGUCAAUUCUGCUGACACAUCUCCACCAUUGAUGACCGAUGUUCCCGAGUAUCUAGCUGUACAAGAGAUGGCUUUCCGUCAGGGUCAGUCUGACUCAGGUAACUCCCGCAACAAGGUUCCACCGAGCCCUUUCGCGAAGCACCUUGAUCAUGUCUGGGCUCAGUACUUCAAGGUGGGUGCGGCCUAUGGAGGAACGCCUGCCACACCGCCCGUAGCAUCGUCUCCCUCACACGACAACUUUGCCUGGUCAGUACUGAUCAACCCCACUACACAAGAUCUAGAGCACCUCAACGGCUCGAUCGACAUUGAGUGGGCUCGCAAAAUGUGUGUCAUGUCGUUGAACUGCAUGAAGGAGCUCAUUCACGUCGUGCGCGAGCGUCGCAACGACUGGCGCAAGAUCGUCUGCGAUGUCCCUUUCCCGGUUAAACAGGCGAUAGUAGCCUUCCCCGAUCUCUGCGAGUACUACGAGGCUCUUCAGCACGACGUUCGUCAGGCAUUCGGUAACGGACUAUGA
This is a messenger RNA of Alternaria atra, 1011 nucleotides long. RefSeq lists its product as uncharacterized. The transcript is spliced from 2 exons. The record is from RefSeq and is a predicted model, not a curated record. The coding region runs from base 1 to 1011 and encodes 336 amino acids. NCBI's taxonomy places the organism in Eukaryota, Fungi, Ascomycota, Dothideomycetes, Pleosporales, Pleosporaceae.